UUCUAAAACCCUUCUUUCAAGUUGUAAAUCUUCGAAACCACACUCUCCUUUCCUGCCUACCACCAAACGCAGCCGCCUCACCUUUUUCUUCCCUCUCAUUUCUCAUUUGCUUAAACUCUCUCAAAAUCAAAACAAAACUCUGCAAAACCCAAACCAUUUCUCCCUCUACAUUUCUACCUCUCACUCGUACAAUCAAAAAUGGCGGCCAUAACCCAAAACUCAUUCCUCUCCUCCAAUCAUCUCCAACUCUUCAAACCCAACUCCAAAACCAAGCCCAUCAUUGCUCCCACCUCCGUCCGCAUGUCCCUUCAAGAAACAGCACCCUCCAUAGCCGUAGUAGGUGUCACAGGCGCUGUAGGCCAAGAGUUCCUCUCUGUUCUCUCUGACCGUGACUUCCCUUAUCGCUCCAUCAAAAUGCUCGCCUCUAAACGCUCUUCCGGUAAGCAAUACACCUUCCAAGGCCACGACUACACCGUCGAAGAGCUCACCGAGGAAAGCUUCAAUGGCGUUGAUAUAGCCCUCUUCAGUGCCGGAGGUUCCAUCAGCAAACAGUUCGGACCCGUCGCUGUGAACAAAGGGACUAUUGUGGUUGACAAUAGCUCGGCUUUUCGGAUGGAUGAGAAUGUGCCUUUGGUGAUUCCUGAGGUGAAUCCUGAUGCUAUGAAGGGGAUCAAAGUUGGGACGGGAAAGGGUGCUCUCAUUGCUAACCCGAAUUGCUCUACCAUCAUUUGCUUGAUGGCUGCCACGCCUCUUCAUCGUCGAGCUAAGGUACUACGCAUGGUUAUUAGUACUUACCAGGCUGCUAGUGGUGCUGGCGCUGCUGCAAUGGAAGAGCUUGAGCUUCAAACUCGUGAGGUCUUGGACGGUAAACCGCCAACUUGUCAAAUCUUCAAGCAACAGUAUGCUUUUAAUUUGUUCUCGCACAAUGCACCUGUUCUGGAAAAUGGGUACAAUGAAGAGGAAAUGAAAUUAAUAAAAGAGACAAGGAAAAUAUGGAAUGACAUGAAUGUUAAAGUGACUGCCACAUGUAUACGGGUGCCUGUCAUGCGUGCACAUGCUGAAAGUAUAAAUCUUCAAUUUGAGAACUCGCUUGAUGAGGACACGGCCAGGGAUAUUCUAAAGAAUGCUCCAGGUGUUGUGGUUAUUGAUGAUCGGGUAUCCAAUCACUUCCCUACUCCAUUGGAGGUGUCAAACAAAGAUGAUGUUGCGGUUGGUAGGAUCCGCUGUGACGUGUCCCAGGAGGGCAACAAUGGGUUGGACAUCUUUGUCUGUGGUGAUCAAAUACGCAAGGGAGCUGCGCUUAAUGCUGUUCAGAUUGCUGAGAUGUUGCUAUAGUCAGUUGGUUUCGGAAAUAUGAUUUGGUUUUAUGGAUUUAUCAGUAUGGUGAGAUAUGGCGCUUUUAAGUUAUUUACUAUCAUGUAACCUUCAUAUGCGGCUGUUGCCAUUGUAUUGAGUCUUUUAAAAAUUGAGCAGUUUUUGAGGCUUAGUAUGAACUACUAAGCCUCAGCCUCAGUACGUCACUGAAUGAUUACAGCUUAUAGUAUUUGCGGUAAAUCCUUCACCGGAAGAUUUUGUUAUAAUAACAUGUAGCUUAGAACUGAAGCUAUCUGGAAGCUUUUACUGCUGCUUCAGAUAAGUAGGUGACGAGUGUCAGUUUCCAACAAUCUAUCAAUUCUAGUUCUCCAUUUCUCUGAA
Molecule: messenger RNA, 1695 nt
Organism: Quercus robur (English oak)
Lineage: Eukaryota; Viridiplantae; Streptophyta; Magnoliopsida; Fagales; Fagaceae
Exons: 7
Coding region: 199-1335 (378 amino acids)
Biological process (GO): L-threonine biosynthetic process
Molecular function (GO): NAD binding; NADP binding; aspartate-semialdehyde dehydrogenase (NADP+) activity
Source: RefSeq, a predicted model, not a curated record